AUUCAAACGUCCCGCAGAUCUUAGCAGGCAUAUGCUAGUACACUCGGGCCAGAGGCCAUAUACAUGUGGUUACCCAGAUUGUGGACGAAGUUUUAAAAGACGCAGCCAUCUGAGCCAUGACGAACGACGUCAUGAAGGAAUUAAACCUCCCGAGGACGUAUCCAUAGGCAGUGUGACCCCCGUUGGGACCAUGAUAUUGGCCCCUGAUGCUAAAGGUCAUGUGGUACGAAGACCACUGACGGAACAAGACAAAAAAGAUGACGAUCUGUUCCGCGUGUUUUUUGUCCCAGCAAAAUACGAAGGCGAUUAUGUUGCAAAAAGCAUACACUUUACUAAAUAUGCACGACUCAACCGUGCAGCAAGUCAAGUCAAAUCCAACACGACAAGAGACAAGUCUCUAGUAAAUCUAAAGUCAAAAACGGCUUGCACACCAAGACAUGCAGUCGAUAAUGGAGUUGAGUUGGAUACCGACAACGCGGUUGCCUUUUCUGUAAUAUUCAAAACGUUUAAACUGGUUGAUUGGGCAAAAGCUUAUCAUCGCCUCCGUUUGGAUUCUUUGGGUAAUCGAUCCAACCUCGACGCGAUAUCUUUAUUCCGCCCUUGGAUUGAAUAUUUGGAAGAAGCAAUAAAACAGCAGGUGCAUUUGCUCGACGUGACUGCAGCCGCCAUGGUGAGAACCGGGAUAUUCCCAGACGCCUUUAAAGAAGAAGGUCAAGUGCAGGCCACCAGAACCACAUCUCUUUAUUCCAUCGUUCAUGGACCCGUGUAUAAUUAGCAUAGAUAGUAAAUAUAUGAACUGAUGUACCUACUAUGUCUAACUCAAUUUAAUAUUAAAUAAAUAUUACUGUUCAACUCUGAA
Molecule: messenger RNA, 859 nt
Organism: Folsomia candida
Lineage: Eukaryota; Metazoa; Arthropoda; Collembola; Entomobryomorpha; Isotomidae
Product: zinc finger protein CKR1-like
Exons: 3
Coding region: 32-775 (247 amino acids)
Source: RefSeq, a predicted model, not a curated record